Messenger RNA from Ceratosolen solmsi marchali, 822 nucleotides. Its product is annotated as putative trypsin-6. NCBI's taxonomy places the organism in Eukaryota, Metazoa, Arthropoda, Insecta, Hymenoptera, Agaonidae. Gene Ontology annotation, molecular function: serine-type endopeptidase activity. The transcript has 3 exons. The coding region runs from base 232 to 714 and encodes 160 amino acids. Gene Ontology annotation, biological process: proteolysis. The record is from RefSeq and is a predicted model, not a curated record.
UUAGUUUCAAUAGGAACAUUUGCCGAGCCCAAUGUCGCGGCACAUAUAUGGGAAUUUCCACAUGUGGUAUCUUUCAGAAUAAAGAACGUUUAUAGACCUUUUUGCGCUGGUGUUAUUUUAAGUCCGUGGCACAUUCUUACGGUAGCCAAAUGCGUCGACGGGAAACUAAUCAAUCAGGAUUCUAUCGGAGUUCAUCCAGGAAAUGCUAAUUCAUUGGAUACCUCCACACCGAUGCAUACAAUUAGUCGUGUGGUCAUUCAUCCAUCUUACACAGGAACAUUAAGCAUGCGAUCGAUAUACGAGCACAAUAUUGCUGUUGUCAUUUUGAACGAGGCUAUUUUAUUAAAUACAUACCAAAAUAGGAUAGCACUUCCACGAAAUGAGCCACCAAACCUUGUUACUGGAGUUACCAGUGGUUGGGGUCUAAAUAGUUAUUCACUCGAACAAAAUCCAGGAGAAUUCGCAAAAAGUGAUGUGACUAUACUCAAUAGUUUCCAUUGCACACAAAUGCUUCCAUUCCUCGUAAAUAAUGGACAGAUAUGCGCAAUAAAAACUAAUGGAGUUAGCCCGACUGACGUAGGAGGACCACUAGUUUACGAUCAAAGAGUUGUUGGUUUAUUAUCCUAUGUACGUACGUCGCCGAGAUCAGAUCCUGGGAUAUAUACAAGUGUACAUCAUUAUCUGGAUUUCAUUAAAUCCGUGAUAGCUCCUUAAGCUUCUAUGCUAUUAUUUAUUAUUUUAUAAAUUAACUUAAGAAAAAUUGUUACAAUAAAUGAUUAUGUAUAAAAAUGUUAUAUAUUAAUUCUUAUUACUAAUGAACAU